CUAACCUCCUCUUGGUUAUCACCCACGUAAACAACCUUUGACUUUCUCUCUCCAACAACGGUAUUAACUUCCAUUUCUCCCAAACAAACCAUCAUCAUCUCCCUCAAAAUGUCCGUACCAUCCCCGGCCGACACCACCUCCCGCCCCGUCGGCGGCACCGAAUACAGCUGGUGCAAAGCCGUUCCGGGCGGCACCGGCGUCAGCAUCUUAGCCUUCUUAUUCUCCAAACAACCCGACAUCUCCCACCUCCAAUCCUGCAUCCACAAGCUCCAAAACUCCCACCCAAUUCUCCGGUCCAAACUCCGGUUCGAUCCCGCCACCAGCGGCUACUCCUUCGUCACCCCUGUCGACUCCUCUCCCCCGCAAAUCCAACCCUCUGAUCACACCCAAUCUUUUGAGUUAACCAUUGAACAUGAGAUGAAUACAAACCCCUGGGCCAAUACGAACAAACAGGUGAAUGAAACGAAUGUCAUGUUUGUGAAUGUUUAUAAUUUGCCGGAGCAGCAAUGGGCGGUUGUUCUGAGGCUGCAUACGGCGGCUUGUGAUCGGGCUGCUGCCGCUUUUUUGUUUAGGGAGUUGUUGGGGUUGCUUGGUGGUGGGGGUGAUAAGGAGAUUGUGAAAGAAGAUGGGGUUGGGUUAGCGAUUGAGGAUUGUGUACCCGCGGGUAAAGCUAGUAAACCGUUUUGGGCUCGUGGGGCGGAUAUGAUUGGGUAUUCGGUUAAUUCGUUUAGGUUUUCGAAUUUGGAGUUUAAGGAAAAUGGGGUCCCUAAUUCGACUCAGUUGGUGAGGAUGAAGAUCGGUGUUGAGGAUACCGAAAAGAUUCUCUCGGCCUGCAAAGCAAAAGAUAUCAAACUAUUUGUGCUCUUAGCAGCCGCUGGCAUUGUUGCUGCUCGUGCUUCUAAAAACCUUCCCAAUGAUAAAACUGAAAAAUAUUCGCUUACGACUCUCAUGGACUGUCGUUCGCUUCUUGAGCCAGUUCUUAGUGAUCAUCAUAUUGGAUUUUACCAUUCUGCUCUCCUAAACAACCAUGAUGUAAAAGGAGGUGAAGAUCUAUGGGAACUAGCCCAAAAAAUCUAUGCAUCCUUAACUACCGCGAAAGACAGCAAUAAACAUUUUACUGACAUGGCCGACUUAAACUUAUUAAUGUGCAAAGUCGUCGACAACCCUGGAUUAACCCCCUCUUCUUCAUUGAGAACUUCACUCAUUUCUCUAUUUGAUGAAACCUUAGUCGAGAAUACGAAUCAGUGUCAUAAAGAUAUUGGUUUAUUGGACUAUGUUGGUUGUGCUUCGGUCCAUGGUGCGAGUCCUUCACUUGCGAUCUUUGAUACUAUACGCGAUGGUGAGCUAGAUUGUGCUUGUGUGUAUCCAUCCCCAACACAUUCAAGGGAACAAAUGCAAGCUUUUGUGGAUCAUAUGAAGCAAAUUCUUAUUGCUUCUAGUGUACCUAAAUGAAAAUUGUUGUAAUUCUAACCUAAUGUUUUGUUUGUCAUACAUGUGGUCUUUGAUUUUUUUAUUUUAAAGUGACACGCUAUUGAAUAACUUUGUUCUUGAUUCAUACGUGUACACAAACUUUGUUGUUGUCAUAUUAUAAUCAUGUAAUGUAAUGUAAUUUCACUUUGUAAAUGAUUUAAGUUUUUGAC
Messenger RNA from Helianthus annuus (common sunflower), 1640 nucleotides. RefSeq lists its product as uncharacterized. Lineage: Eukaryota; Viridiplantae; Streptophyta; Magnoliopsida; Asterales; Asteraceae. The record is from RefSeq and is a predicted model, not a curated record. The transcript is spliced from 3 exons. Bases 109 to 1452 code for a protein of 447 amino acids.